UUCAACCUGAGUAGCGUUGAUAUACUUGAUAUUGAUAAAAAUAUAAAUUUAACUAAAAUGUGCUACAUAAAAUCUGUAUAUUAGUGAAGAAGUGGGUUUUUGACAAUUAAAAAAAAUAAAACGAAACCAAAAUGCCGGAGUUAGUAGAGCAGAUGUACUGCUCACAGCAGAUCGUGAUUCCCCCGAAGUUCCCUUACAUAUUGAAGAGGUUCUGUAAAGCGGCAAUCAAAACUCAGCCAUACGAUCUUCUCCGCUGGUCGUUCGAAUACUUCAAGGCCCUGGCUGAAAACCGCCCACCACCAGUCAAGUUGAGGUUGGAAUAUCCCAUCUACAGCACCGAGGGCGGCCUCACUCGCGGAUGCCUCAAGGUCAUCGCUCAUCAGUUGUUGAACUUCGGCAAGAACCUUCCACUCUACCUCAUCAGGAAAGCCUGGCGCGGCUUCUGUCUGGACCCCAACGAGUUGAGGAGGAUCUUCUGUCUCUGUGAGGUCUACAUGAGGCAGGAUUACGUUCCGUUGUUGCAUUUUAUUGCCGUGGCUGGUGGGAUGCUGACUAAGAACCUGACCUACACCAUGAUCCUCCUCUGCGAGGUCCUCACCAAGGAACCAGAUGGCGGUUCAGCUGCCAUUCCUGCUGAUGACUUCCUUGAUAUGUACCUGUUCCUGGCCAGGAUGGACGCUUCCAAGGAUAUUAAAUACCUCAACGGGUAUAGGGAAGGAGAGACUCCUAGAUCGGAAGAGGAGGAGAUAGAAGAAGAAGAGACACUUAGUGAAGCCACUGUUGAUGCAAAAUUGAAGCAGCUAAGUUCAUACAAAGUUCAAGACAAAGCUGAAGAUGAUAAAGCGAAAGAUGAAUAUAUAGAAGAAAAAGAAGAAUUCAAACCGAUCAGAGUGUGGGAUGAGGACGGCAAUGAAAUCUCCUUUGAAUUUUACGGUGAACCUAAAAUCGAAGAAGAGAAUUUAGAAGAAGAAGGGAAAGAAGCAAUAGAAGAGGAAGAGUUGAAACAAGAAGCGGAGAACGAAGAAGAUGUUAUACAAGAACUGAUAGAUGAACUGUACGAGGCGCGUGCGCUAAGACUGGCAGACCUGGAAAUGACCUUCGACGAUAUAGCUCGUAUCGUGGACAGGUUCCAAUUGGCCAGCUAUGAUCUUGGAAUGGUGGCUGGUCGUCAGAUGUCCAUCACCAGCGGAGAGUUCAUUGUGCAGCACAUUGAGAAAGAGAUUAUGGACUAUAUUGAUGAGCAGAUAGCUAUUCUGCCUGACCCUGACUUGAAGAAGAAGAAGGCUAAACCGGAAGAAGUGGAGAUGGUCAGAAAUCUCCUCUACGACUUCCUGGAUGAGAAUAUGGACAUCAUAGUGCCGGAGAUAGAGGAAGUUGAGGAGGAGGAGCUACCUAUUCCUGAGAUCGUGGUGGUAUACGCGGUACCCGGCAUCGGUCCGCCUGUGCCCGAAGAAAUGAUCUGUGAUAUUGAAGAGUACAUAGCUGAUGUCAGCAAGAGCCAAGCUGACUUGGUCAUGCCGAGGAAUUUCAGGCACUUCCUUAGUCCGCCUUUGGAGAAAUUCGAAGAAUACCAAUACGAGGAGAAUAAGAAAGAGGAACUCGCCUGUUCUGGUGUAUUUACGAAUUAAGGCGAAAAGGAACCCGUGCGAAUUCGCCUUUUCAUAGUGCCCAUUUUCCUCUCCGGAUAUCAGGGCAUUUUCACAUAAAAGUGUACCUUUUACUUUUUUUCCAAAAAUCCAUCAAGUUUUUGGUUAUUUCUACUCAGAAUCACGAGGGCUUUCGAUUUAAUAAGAAAAACAUGUGUCCCAAAAAAAUGACAGUUUUGUAACCCAUUUUCACAUACAUUUUGUAUGGACCGUUACAAAACUGACACCCAAAAUUUGUAUGAAAAAUUGGGACACUUUUUAUCUUUGUCUUAUUCAAUUGUACUCGUGAUUCUGGGUCUAAAUAAUCUAAAACUUGAUUGUUUUUCAAAAAUGGGUAAAUUGUAGGUACUUACCAUUUUUUCUGAAAACUCCCAUUAACAUUACUGAAAAUGUCUAAAAAACCACAGCUAUGAUCCUCCAUUUGAUUUUUCCCGAAUUUUGAAUUAUGUUAUAAAAUUUAAAAGCAUUUAAUCCUUUACCUUUACGAGACUGACAUUUCAAAAAUGACAAUCGAAUAUCAGUCCUUACUUAGCAAAAAUAGAACACAUGUUUGAAGUGCCGUAUGUGGGAAAUAUAUAUCCCUUAGCCUGGUAAAGGGUUAAAGAUUUGUAUGAAAUCUGUUUUUCGCUAAUAUUUUUACAAUAAUCAAACAAUCGAAAAGUCGAACGUACGAUAGCUAUUGGCUCCUCUACACGAUGGGCCAACGCCGGCCAAUCCAAGGGACGCAUUUAUGCGUUAGAGGGAGCAAGUGAUAUUGCUAUCUCAUUCUACCGCAUGGCUGCGUCCCUUGGAGUGGCCGGCGUUGGGCCAUCGUGUAGAGGAGCCAUAUGGUUAAAUACAUCAAAUUAUGUAAAAAUAUGUUCCAUAAUGUCAAUAUACAGAGAGGAAAAUGGGCACUAUGUUUGUAUGGCGAUGCGGUCGUUCCCUUUCCUUUUAUAAAUUUUGUAUUUUAGUCACUGUAGUCUGUAUAGUUGUUGAUGCACUAUAAUACCUAAUAUACAUACAUACAUACAUUAUUUGGCUCAGUGACCCAAAGAGGAUCUUAAUACCUAAUAUAGAUACUUAAUAGUUGAUUAUAUUCUUUACUUAAUA
Messenger RNA from Cydia fagiglandana, 2738 nucleotides. RefSeq lists its product as uncharacterized. Bases 132 to 1628 code for a protein of 498 amino acids. The record is from RefSeq and is a predicted model, not a curated record. The transcript has 14 exons. NCBI's taxonomy places the organism in Eukaryota, Metazoa, Arthropoda, Insecta, Lepidoptera, Tortricidae.